Molecule: messenger RNA, 1095 nt
Organism: Actinia tenebrosa (Australian red waratah sea anemone)
Lineage: Eukaryota; Metazoa; Cnidaria; Anthozoa; Actiniaria; Actiniidae
Source: RefSeq, a predicted model, not a curated record
AUGGCGGCGGUACUCUUUGAUAGACGACGACAACAGGUCGGUGAGUCGUUUGAUGAUUUUGUCACAGAUCUUAAACUACUCUCAAGAGGUCUAGCAUUAAGUGAAUCAGAUAAACUGAUUCGCAAUGCUAUAGUUUGCAAAUCUAGAGAUGAAAGAGUCAGACAGAGAUGUUUGGAGAAAGGAGCAGAGUUAACGCUAGACAGAGCAAUAGAGAUGGGUCGAAGAUUGUGUGAAGCGACGCAAGAUGGUUUGAAGAUAAUUGACGGCGAAGACGCCAAAAUAACCGUGAACAAAAUCGCGCAUAAAUCUAGUGGAAAAAGCAAACAAAAGAUAAAGCGGAAAGCAAAGCCACCGAAGAAAGUGUAUGAGAAUCCGCCAAGUAGAAAAGAAACAUGUCGCCGGUGUGGCUAUGAAGCUCAUGAACAAGGCCAAAAAUGUCCAGCCAAGAGUGAAAAAUGUAAUGUCUGCCACAAAAUUGGUCAUUUUGCACGCGUGUGUCGAAAACGUAGAGAAGUCAGUAGGAUAAACGAAGUCAGCGAAGAAAGUAGUAGUGAUGAAGAUAUGAAGCUACUCGAAGUUCUAAGCGUGAACACAAAGAACGCCAAAGAUAAUGAAUGGUGGGAGACAGUGGAGAUAGGCACCUCAAAAGUUGAAUGUCAGCUGGAUACAGGAGCAAAAGUGUGUGUGGUGAAUUUGACGCAAUUAUACGACAUAGAGCCAAAUGCUGAGAUAACGCCAACCAAGAAAAAACUAGUAUCGUACAGUUGUCACACCAUCACUCCUCAUGGUUAUUCAUGUCUAGAAGUACGCCACAGGAAUACCAAAUGUCGGUUAAAGUUUUACAUCGUAGACAACAGUCAUAAGCCAAUUCUGUCUGCAGAAGCGUGUAAAGUCCUUGGACUAAUCGAGAGAAUUCACUCCAUUGACAAAGAAGUCACGGAAACUCUAAAGGAAUUCCCAGCCUUAGUCGAAGCCACGGGAGCACUCCCAGGCAUCUAUACUCUCAAGAUUGACCCAACAAUAAAACCAGUAGUCCACGCCCCAAGAAGACAGCCUGCUGCUCUAUUACCAAAAAUAAAAAAGAAACUGGAAUAG